AUUGAAGCAAAGCCACCUAGUGAGUGAGACUAUAUUUGCUUCGUGGAAUGACUUGAGAAGGACUCCUUUCUUUCUCUGUUUCUCUCUCUUUCUCAUAUCGCGUUUCUUCUUUUCAUUUCUUGUUGUUCCGCGCGAGGGUUUUCCGGUGUCUCUGUCACGAUGACAAUCGAACCCUUGGAUUUGCUUCGCUCCAAUCUCGCUCGGGUACGGAUCCCCGAACCGACCAAUCGCAUCUACAAGCACGAAUGUUGCGUGUCCUUCGACACUCCGAGGUCGGAAGGUGGUUUGUUCAUCGACAUGUGCACUUUUCUUGCUUUUGGGAAGGAUUUUGUUGGUUGGAAUUACGAGAAGACCGGCAAUCCUGUCUAUUUGCAUAUAAAGCAGACUAAGAAGUUAGUUCCAGAAGACAGACCUUCUAAGAAACCUACCCUCUUGGCUAUUGGUAUUGACGGGGGAUUUGAUAAUAAUGAGCCCGAGUAUGAGGAAACUCAUAGUGUAGUUAUAUUACCUGAGUAUGUUUCUCUUCCAUUCCCUUCUGUGGAAUUGCCAGAGAAGGUAAGGUUGGCAGUUGAUGCUAUCUUACUAGCUGAGGGUGCUGAACGAAAGGAGGAACUUGCAGCCUGGACUGCUGAUAAAAAACAAGUUAGUUCCUAUGCAAUGAAUUUACAACAGAUUGACAAUGGUGUUGUUAUUCCGCCAUCUGGCUGGAAAUGUGCUAAAUGUGACAAGACAGAGAAUCUUUGGCUAAACUUGACUGAUGGAAUGAUACUUUGUGGGAGGAAAAACUGGGAUGGAACUGGAGGGAACAACCAUGCUGUUGAGCAUUACCGGGAGACAGGCUACCCUCUUGCUGUAAAGCUUGGGACUGUCACUGCUGAUUUGGAAGCGGCAGAUGUUUUCUCCUAUCCAGAGGAUGAAGGUGUCUUGGAUCCACAACUAGCCCAACAUCUGGCUUUUUUUGGCAUUGACUUUUCAUCGCUACAAAAGACUGAAAUGACAACUGCUGAAAGAGAACUCGAUCAAAAUACUAAUUUUGAUUGGAAUCGAAUACAAGAAAGUGGACAAGAAGUAUAUCCAAUUUUUGGACCUGGAUAUACAGGGUUGGUCAAUAUUGGAAACAGUUGUUACAUGGCAGCAAAUAUGCAAGUUGUAUUUUCAACAAGAUCCUUCAUAUCACGGUACUACUUGAGCCAAAGUCUAAAGAAGGCAUUUGAGACGUCUCCUGCCGAUCCAACUGUAGACCUAAAUAUGCAGCUGACAAAAUUGGCACACGGUUUACUUUCUGGCAAAUAUUCUGUUCCGGCAUUUGAAAAUGAUGAAAAAGAAAACACUGUAACUUCAACUACAACUGCUAAACAAGAAGGGAUACGUCCACGGAUGUUUAAAUCUGUAAUAGCUGCCAGCCAUCCUGAAUUUUCAUCUACCCGGCAACAGGAUGCUUUAGAAUUUUUCCUACAUUUUAUUGAUCAAGUUGAACGAGCUAAUACUGGGAAAACUGAACUGGAUCCAUCGAGGAGUUUCAAAUUUGGUAUUGAAGAUAGAAUUUUAUGUUCGUCUGGAAAAGUUACAUAUAAUAGAAGGAAUGAUUACAUUCUUUCUCUCAAUAUCCCGUUACAUGAAGCAACUAACAAAGGAGAGCUAGAAUCCUUUCAAAAAUUGAAAGAAGAAAGACUUGCAGAAGGAAAAGAAAUAAAUGCUGAUGAGAUUGUGCGUCCGAGGGUGCCUUUAGAAACAUGCCUUGCAAACUUUUCAGCUCCUGAGGAGAUACAUGACUUUUACAGUACUGCUUUGAAGACAAAGACUACAGCACUGAAGACUGCAGGUCUGACCUCAUUUCCUGAUUACCUGGUGUUACAUAUGCGGAGAUUUGUUAUGGAGGCAGGAUGGGUGCCCAAAAAACUUGAUGUGUAUAUUGAUGUUCCUGAUAUCAUAGAUAUCAGUCAUAUGCGCAGCAAAGGUCACCAGCCUGGGGAGGAGCUAUUACCUGAUGGAGUUCCUGAUGAGGAAGAUUCAAACAAAAUGUGGGCCAAUGAAGAAAUUGUAGCCCAGCUGGUUUCCAUGGGUUUUAAUAAUCUCCAUUGUCAGAAAGCUGCCAUAAAUACAUCGAAUGUUGGAGUAGAAGAGGCAAUGAAUUGGUUGCUAUCUCACAUGGAUGAUCCAGAAAUUGACCUUCCUAUUUCCAAAGGUCAUGGCUCUGAAACUUCGACAAUCGUUGACCAAUCAAAAGUUGAUACUCUAAUUUCAUUUGGAUUUCAAGAAGAAAUUGCUAGAAAGGCUCUGGAGGCAUCCGGUGGUGACAUUGAGAAAGCGACAGAUUGGAUAUUUAACAACCCUAAUGCAUCAGUGUCCAGUAUGGAUGCUACCCCAUCCAAUGCUGCAUCCACGUCCAAUGAUGUUGACCUACCUGAUGGAGGAGGGAAAUAUCGACUUAUGGGGAUUGUAAGCCAUAGUGGAACCUCUACGCUUUGUGGUCACUAUGUUGCUCACGUAUUAAAAGAUGGUAGAUGGGUAAUUUUCAACGACAACAAGGUUGGGGCUUCCAUUAAUCCUCCAAAGGAAAUGGGCUAUCUUUAUUUCUUCGAGAGGCUUUAAUUGCUGAAUAUACAGUGGUUGGCGUUGAACAAGGUGAAUACUUCAACCAGUAAGAGGCGCAGGAUGUUUUGAUAGCGUAGACAUGUCACCUACAUCCGCUGAUGUGAUAAUAUUUGCUACACUGGUCUUGGUGGCUUGGUAAACACUCCUCUAAUUGGCUGAAUCUUCUUUUCUUGGUUGGUUCUCAGCAGUAAUGAAGCUUUCGAACAUUACAUUUCAUUCAUCUUUUAUACAUUGCAUGUUUAGGUAUUCAAGUAACAAUGGAGCAACGAAUUAUCAGUUCUAGGAAUUUAAACAACAAUACUGAAUGUUAUACAACUUCAUUUUUCUGAUGUCUAAAACCAGUUACUUUGAAAAGUUUAUUA
Molecule: messenger RNA, 2957 nt
Organism: Vigna angularis (adzuki bean)
Lineage: Eukaryota; Viridiplantae; Streptophyta; Magnoliopsida; Fabales; Fabaceae
Product: ubiquitin carboxyl-terminal hydrolase 14
Exons: 20
Coding region: 160-2592 (810 amino acids)
Biological process (GO): protein deubiquitination
Molecular function (GO): protein binding; zinc ion binding; cysteine-type deubiquitinase activity
Source: RefSeq, a predicted model, not a curated record